CCAGUCCUCCGCCAUAUUGACUGUUGUCUUGACUGGAGGAGAUAGAGAACAUUUUGAGGUCCGACAAGAAACGAAAGUGUGCUCUUAAAAUCAUCGAAACUGGUGCAAACUUGGCCAAAGCGUAUUAUAAACACCGUCGCGAUGGCAAGGAAGAAAAGCAAGCAGCAAGGGGUCGCCCAGAAGGAGCUUGUGCCUGGACAGCAGACCGUACCGAAGAGCCCAGUCUCUCCCGGCGAUGCAGCUGGCGGUGGCGGGGGAGAUGCUGGGUUGGAUAGGCUGGCCACUACCAGGGCGAACCAGCCCAUGCACACCUGCUGCCUCCUGUGCCAUCGUGAAUUCAAGGACUGGGGGGCGAGCUCUGUGAACGGACUCCCCGGCAGCCAUGGGACGAAGCUGGCUGACGCCGUGCCCGCGCUCUCCCAGGCCUUAUUGCGGGAGGCGCCGGGCCGUAAGCUUGCUGACGCCGUCCCCUCGCUGUCUCAGUCCCUGCUGGGAGAGGUGCCGCUGUGGAUCUGUCAGAGCUGCUGCAAGAGUGUGGAAGAGGAGGAGAGGCGGAGCACACAGGACCAGCCAACGACGGGACCAUUGUCACACUCUUCCUCCUGUAAGGCCCAGAGCUGUGGGAACGGUUACCCGGAGCAAAGUACUGUGGACUGGGACCCGAGUUCCUUCCUGUCAGCCCACAAACUGUCAGGUCUCUGGAACUCUGCCCACACCAACGGAGGGGAUCACUGCAACCACAACACGUCUUCACACUCACAACAAGGUGUAAUGGCAGGGUCAGCGUGUCAUGAGAAACGAGGGCUUCAUGAAGCGCCUGGCAAGUCGGCUAAAACGUCGGGGACCAAAGUGUGUCCCUACAGUCACCCGUCAACCCAGAAUUCCAGUGGAUCCUCUGCUGGGAACCCUCUGUCUACCUCAGCAGACCUUUGUAAGACCACUCCCAAGCACUUCAAGACCAUGUGCCGUCGACCCACGCCACCAGGUGAAGCCUUCCAUCCCAGCGACCACCAUCAACACACAGAUUUGUCGGUACCCCCCAACAGUCCCACCGGCCUGUCCUCCCAGCAUUCCUCCCUCCUGCCCCCAAAGCCGAACUCCGGGCAGCACGGCCACGUAACGUCCUCCUCUUCCUGUGGCACCGGCGCAGCAGCUCACGCUCCCUUCUCCCCGCUGGUACCGAACCUCCACUGCCCCACGGCCAAACUCAACUCCCCGAGUCCAGACAGCCCGACGUCCGUUCACAAGCCAAGCCCGUGCAAAAACUCCCACAUUCCCGCCGUGAACACUCAACACAGCAAACUGGGCACGUCCGUCAUGGGCUGCAACCAUUCUUGUAAUGGACAUAAUCCAGGAACAGUGGCCACUUCCAAUGUAGGGCACCUACCAGCUGGGGCCUGCAGGGAUCAAGCAUGUAAGGGGCACAAAGUGACUAAUGGGACAUUAUGCCACCCUUCGUCUGAGCUGGAAGAGGGAGAUGAUGAAGACAGCAGCUCUGAGAGGAGCUCUUGUGCCUCCUCUUCCACAAACCAGAAGGAUGGGAAGUACUGCGAUUGCUGCUACUGCGAGUUCUUUGGACACAAUGCGCCUCCAGCGGCACCGACUAGUCGAAACUACGCCGAGAUCAGAGAGAAGCUUCGCUCGCGCCUGACCCGCCGCAAAGAGGAGCUGCCUCAGCGCCAAGACUCGGAACUGACUGUAGCCGGCGCCAUUGACAACCGGGACGUGGACGAGCUGCUAGACUUCAUAAACAGUUCCGAGCCCAAACCUGUCAACAGUGCCAAGGCUGCCAAGAGGGCUCGACACAAACAGAAGAAGAAGGAAAAAGCUCAGCAGGGCAACAUGGGUGCUGCAGGCAGCGACCCCAACUCCAAUCCAUCCGAGUCCGUCGACGAGCCCCUCCCCGAUGGUUCGGAGGCCAGCCGGCUACUGGACUGGCCUCAGCUGGAACUCGAGCGCGUCAACAGUUUCCUCACAAGUCGGCUAGAAGAGAUUAAGAACACCAUCAAAGACUCGAUCCGGGCCUCGUUUAGCAUGUAUGACCUCAACCUGGACGUCAACGACUUCCCGAAGAAGGCCGCCACGUUGGAGGGAAACCACUUACUGUCCCAUCUCAACGGUUCCUCCGACUUGCAGCAGAUAGACCUCGACCUCUCUCCCCUUUCGCUGGGAACCUUUAAGAGCCACCUGGACCUGGUUAACGGAUGGGAGGACACGACAGUGGCUCCGUCUCCUAAUAACACCACCAACAACAACACCACCACCACCACCACCACCACCGGGUCAGGGCUCUGCGCUGCUUCCAAGGACGUCCAGCGGUUGCACACUACCCCCAGCCUCUCCAAGCUCAUAAGAGUUCGCUCCCCAGAAAGAUGCACUUCUGCCGGAUCGGACAGUUUGCCACAGGUGCCAGCCCAAGCCACGGCUAAAUCGAAAGAGGACGCCCCCGAUCCCAAGAAUGCAACCGUUGGGAACGGUGGUACAAAGUCAAAGAAGAAUAAAAAGCAGCAGCAGCCGCCGAGACAAGAGCAAUCUGUGUCAGAGCAAAGUACCAACAAACCAACCAAAGCUGCCUCUGUGAGUGAAACACAGAAAACCAGUGAGUGUAAAGAAACGGCGUCUAAUGGCUCAAAGUCUGGGAGCAAACAGCCUCAGCACUCUGCAGACAGCCAGAAAAAUGGUCCUAAGAGAGCUGAGGAGGGCAGGUCGUCCAAGCACGCGACGAAUGGAGCUAAUGGCGGCCCCUUGAGUUCGCAGAGGGGGAAAGGCGAAGCGGAGACGCGGGGAGUUCGGUCUGAGCUGGAUUCAGAAAGCAGGAUUCAUCCCACUGUUCAGACAAACGGGCAGCAACAGCAGCAAUCCAAGGGGAAAAAUAAGAAGAACAAAAACAAGGGGGAGAAGUCCAGCAGUGCUAUAGAUGAUGUAUUCCUGCCUAAAGACGUGGAUCCAACAGAAAUGGAUGAGAUUGAUCGGGAAGUUGAAUACUUCAAAAGGUUUUGCCUCGAUUCUGCGAAGCAAACUCGCCAGAAGGUAGCAGUGAAUUGGUCCAACUUCAGCCUCAAAAAGGUUCCUUCCAAUGCAGCUCAAUAACUUGGACGAGUGCCAGAGAAACGAACUUCACACCACAAACUCUUUCAGUAGAGCCCUGUUCGGCCCGAGGCCUUCUCUCAUUCCCAGUUUUCUUCUCUUCCUCACUUAAGCCAAGGGACCCUGGUUCAAAAAUCAUACUCUCCAUUCAGAAAGACUGAAACAUAACUUGUGGCUUAUAAGCCGGGGAUCACUCUCAAGGCCAACUCUACCCUUUGCUAUUAUUGUUCACUAAAUGAGAUGCAAAAAUGGAGAAAAAAAAGUCUGUUGAAUCAACUGCAUCCAUGUGCUUACGUAUGUAGUAUGUAAACGAUUACCUUACAUGAAAUAAAUGUUUUUAUCACAAAUCUGA
Messenger RNA from Mugil cephalus (flathead mullet), 3439 nucleotides. RefSeq names its product family with sequence similarity 193 member B (gene fam193b). Bases 142 to 3090 code for a protein of 982 amino acids. The transcript has 10 exons. NCBI's taxonomy places the organism in Eukaryota, Metazoa, Chordata, Actinopteri, Mugiliformes, Mugilidae. Gene Ontology annotation, cellular component: cytoplasm; nucleus. The record is from RefSeq and is a predicted model, not a curated record.